AUGAUGAAUGGUUCCCAUAGCAACUCGUUUGAAGUAUACAAUCCAGUCAACAACAAAUGGAAGUUUCUCUCUCCUCCCACAAUCCAGCGAACUUGUCAUGCUAUGGUUGCUACGGAAACACACAUUUACGUCAUCGGUGGAGAAGGCCAGGGUAUAGAGCCGGAAGUCAGCAUGGAGCGAUAUGAUCCAGAGGUAGACCUCUGGAGCUUUGUAUUACCGAUGAAUUGUGGAAAAGUUGGUGCAUGCGCUGUACAACUGGAGGGAAAAAUUUACGUCAUAGGCGGAAAUAAUGGAUACAAUACACUUCGACAGUGUGAGGUUUAUGAUGUACAAACCCACCAGUGGAGCAUGGCUAAAGGUAUUUUCAAAAAUGACAUGUUUUUUUACUAGGCUUAUACUGAGUAUUCUAAUCAUUUGAGUCAUGGAGUGUACUGAUGAGUAAAGCAGUUCAUUUAAACAUAUUAGAAACCUUUAGAUUGCACUACGAGGACGAGAUUAAUUUUCACCAGAAAGAUCAAAAGGUUAUUUUUCAUUGAAGGAGGUUAAUUCUUCUCUCUAUUGCAAAAUGACAAAACAUAUCACUUUAAUUUUAACAACAUUUUCCUGUUACUUCGACAAUUUCACUGGAACCUGUAGAAGAAUGACGACAGUAAAAGCUCGCGCUCAACUUAGAAUCGAAAUCUCGUUCUCGUUGUCGUAUUUGUCUCAGAAUCUAAAGAUCGCUUUUGUUCGGGCUAGCGACCGCUCAGUAUUUCCUGCAGUCGCUGAGGAAUAUUAGUUAUGCGGACGAUACACAGUUGUAUUUGUCAUUUAAGCCCGCUGACUCUUCCAGUGAAGUCGAAGCUGUAUCAGCCAUGCAGACUCAGCAGCUCUCAAAAGUUUCAAUCCAAAGCAUCAAGACUGGGCAGACUGAAGUCUCUCCUGUAGCCUCUGCGCGCAAUUUAGGCACAUGGUUCGAUACGCAUCUAGAUAUGGCAACUCACAUUACAAAGACUUGUAGCAGCGCUUUCUAUUAUUUAUACAAUAUACGUCAUAUUAGGAAAUAUUUAUCCAGAGAAUCAACUGAGAAAUUAGUUCAUGCUUUUAUCAGUAGUAGAUUGGAUUAUUGUAAUAGCCUUUUAUAUGGAAUCCCGGAAUUUGCAACUUGUUAUGAAUGCGAGUGCAAGACUUAUAUAUCGCGCGCACAAGUUCUGUCAUAUAACACCUCUACUCGCAGAAUUAUAUUGGUUACCAGUGCGCUCCAGGAUACAUUAUAAGAUACUCUUGAUAACUUUUAAAAUUUUGCAUGGCCUAUCACCUAAGUACCUUUCAGAUUUAAUUAGUAUUCAACAGCCUUCGUCCUACAAUUUGAGGCGCAACGACAAUGGUCGUUUGUUGGAAAGACCAAGUGCGGAAACCAAAAAAAACCAGUGGGAGACAGAGCUUUCCAGGUAGCUGCUCCUUUCCUAUGGAAUAAGCUGCCAAGGUCCGCGCGCGAAGCAACGAACUUAGAAUCUUUUAAGACUUUAAUUAAGACAUUUUUAUUUAAGGAAUCAUUUCAGUUAUCUUAGUAUAUCUAUAUAUAUAUCUAUAAUAUUAUAUAUUUGUAAUUAUCUUUUACCCAUUUAAAUGUAAAUAUUUUUAAGAUUUAUGAUGGAAAGAUUUGUAAAGUUUAGUUAUUAAUUAUUAUUGUGAUGCGCUUUUGAAUAUUUUCUAGAAAAGGCGCAAUACAAAUAAUAAAUAUUAUUAUUAUUAAAGCAGAAAGUGAAAUCGACGGGGUGGUAUAUAAGACGAAAGGCUGAUUUGCAUAUCACAACUUGUGUAAACGUGUUUAAGGUAAUGUUUAAAUACAAGAAACGAUUUGCGACGACGAUUUUUAAGAGCGACAAUGUUGGAACAAUGUUAAAACAAAUCGAAACAAUAUCGUUAAACUUAUAAAGAUGCAACUCUGUGUUGCUCUGAAAAUCGUCGUUGCAAAUCGUCUCGUGUAACAUCGCCCUAAAACUUUUAUCUUUGGCAAACUAAUUUGGCAAGAUGGGUAAUAUUUUCCAGGUUCCAUUUAUAGCUCGGGCUGUGUCAUUCACCACAAUUGGGGCUAUAAAUUAAUCAAAUGAGUUGCGUAUAGCUUUUUCGUCUAGAUCACUGAUUUAUAUUGUAUGCUUUAUUUCUAGAAAUGAAAGAGUUUCGUCAAGAUGCCCAGGCCGUCGUUAUUGGCAAGAAAAUUUACGUCAUCGGCGGCCGAGACUAUAAGGGAGAGAGGGUUCUAGAUUCCGUGGAGUGCUUUGAUGUAUCAGAGGGGGAGUGGGAACGAGUUACGACUGUGCCAUUAGCAAGAGAAGGCUUUCGUUGUGUUUCUUGUAAAAUAAGUCGAAAUCACCUCCUUCCGAUAAAGCUCAGAUAA
Messenger RNA from Porites evermanni, 2380 nucleotides. Lineage: Eukaryota; Metazoa; Cnidaria; Anthozoa; Scleractinia; Poritidae. The record is from the annotation of a GenBank genome assembly.